Striga asiatica is the source of this 2287-nucleotide messenger RNA. NCBI's taxonomy places the organism in Eukaryota, Viridiplantae, Streptophyta, Magnoliopsida, Lamiales, Orobanchaceae. The record is from the annotation of a GenBank genome assembly.
AUGGCAAAGCUCCCAACAUUUUUGCCAUUCUUUAGUUUUACCACCACAAUCCUUACACUAGCAAACAUACCUCUUGUCUACCCCAAUGGCUUGACAAUAGAACUCAUACAUCCACACUCACCCUACUCGCCUUUCUUCCAAACUAACCUCUCUCACGAGCAACGAAUCAAAACGUUAACCUCACAAUCCAAUUACCUCCUCAAUUGGAAGUCCUCAAUCGUGCAUGCGAAUGUCGAGGCACAACGCCUUCUCUACGGCGUAAAAAUCGGGAUCGGAACUUUCAAAUCCGAACCUUCGUACAAAGAGUACUACUUAGACAUGGACACGGGUAGCAGCCUGACGUGGCUCCAAUGCAACGGUUGCAAAAAAUGCUUCAAGCAAACAACGAGCCCAUUUCCCAAAGAGAAGUCUACCACUUUUCGAUCUACGACUCAACAAAACAAGCAAUUAAACUACACGUGCGAGUACGGAGAUGGAGACCGAACGCAAGGCAUUCUUGCCCGAGAGACUUUCCACUUCAAGACAAAGAAAGGUUUGGCGAAACUCGAAAACGUGCAAUUCGGAUGUGGGAUAUACAACGAAAUGCAAUACGGGAAGUAUAAAGAUAAUAAGAUUGUUGGAAUAAUGGGGCUCGGGUGGGGCGACUCGUCUCUCAUAAACCAAUUCGGAACUCAAUUCAAAGGCAAAUUCUCUUAUUGCUUGCCGGUUAUUAUACUUUCGGAAAAAACACCCACCAGCACGUAUCUAACAUUCGGAGAUUACAACUACACGGCCAAUAACAGAAUCGCUAAAAGCACACCGCUUUAUAGAAGGCAAAAACAGUUCUAUUCGGUGGAAAUGCAGGGCAUUAGCAUCGGUAGGACGAGGCUCAAGAUCGACCCACGAGUGUUUGCAUUCAAAAUCGGUACUAUCACAUCGGGCUGCAUAACUGAUGUGGGCACGACUUACUCAAGGAUCAUAAGGCCCGCAUUUGAAAUUUUGAAAAAGGAGUUAGAAAAGUAUUUUUCGAGAUUCAAGGACUCGAAAAAAAUCAAAAGGGACAUCGGACUUGAUUUAUGCUACGAGAGGAGCAAGGCGAAAGGGUUCAAAGAUCUACCGGAAAUUACUUUCCAUUUACAGGGAAAAGCGGACUUUGUUUUGAAGCCUAAGGCUGCAUUUGUGGUUGUAAGUGAAGCUCGAGAAUUCUUUUGUCUGGCAAUGGUUUCGGAUUAUGAGAUGUCCGUUAUUGGAGCUCAUCAACAAACGAAUCAUAGGAUCAUUCAUGAUGUUUAUGAACAAGAAACUGGUUUUCUAUCCAGAGGAUUGGUUAGCUUCCCGAUUGAGGGUUUUGAAUCUAGCUUGAAAAAUUUGUUCAAUCAAAGCGCUAUGAAGAAAGGCGGAGGCACCUCCGUUCGAGAUGGAGAUCGAGGGAAGAAAAUGGGCGGCCAGGAUUUCAUCAAGAACAGGAAGAAGAUGAAGAAGAAUGUGCAGAGGUUGGGCGGCAAAGGCGGCCUGUCGCUCGAAUCAUUUGCGAAUGCUAAGACCAGGAACGACCAGUACAACCCUUCGUUGAUCAAGAAGCAAAGGGAGUUCUAUAAAAAUGCGAAGUAUGUGAAGAAAUAUAAGAAAUCAUUGAAGCAACAUGAGCAACCGAAUAUUCCUUUCACGGAAGAAAGGUCACCGGAGAGUGAAAAUGGGAAAAAGGAACAUAGUCAUGUUAACAACAAGGGCAAGAAGAAUGCACGGAGUCUUGAGGAGUUGUACAAGAAGAAGCGUGAGGAGGAAGAAAAUGCCAGGAAGGAGAGAGAAGCUUUGAUUCAGGCAAAGAGGGAAGAGAGAGAAAGAGCCGAAGCUCAAAGGAAAUCACUCAAGGAGAAAAUGUACAAGAAAACAAGGUCUGGUCAACCUGUGAUGAGAUACAGAAUAGAGCAUCUUUUGGAAACAAUUCAAGGUUCAACAAGUUAAAUGAUUGAACUGAGCUCUCGAGGCUUUCGUGAUGUAACUUGUACGUAAGUUUUCAUUCUGAAAGGCAAAAGGUGCAGUUUUGCUACGAAAUUGUUCUGAGUAAUGGAAGGGGGUUCAUUGCAAAAGAACCCCUGAGAUUUUAUCUAGUUACGAAAAAGACCUACAUUUUUUUUCGAAAUUUAACUUUACCACUACAUUGUGUAUAUAGUAGUUACAGUUUCACAAAUUACAGGCUCAAUUUUACAUAGGUAUUUUUGGAAAAUUAUAAGCCUCUUUGGAUGUAGAUUUAGACAAAGUACAUUUGUAAAGCUCCUCUAGAAGUCUAAUAGCCACAAGAUUACAA